AUGGCGAAGGGCGCUACUAAGAAAGCUCGUGACGCCAUCGCUAAGGUCUUGGGACCUGAACCCUCUCUUUCCAUAGAACAGAUCGCGCAACUCGACCGCCUGGUCGCCGAGCACUACACCGAGAUCCACGGCUUGCGCGCCGCGAAUGCCGCAAUAGCUUCUCGCGAACGUGCUGCUAAGAAGGCCGUUGAGCUCCGCAAGGAUGAGGUCAAACACCUGAACAAGAAGGUGCAAGAUCGCACCCAAGAGGUUGCCAAUGUGAAGGCGGAGAUGAACAAGCUGGAACGUGUACAUGCAGCCCUCGAAAAGGGGUUGUGUGACCGCGAUGAUCGGAUUGCCAGAAUGAUCAAGGAGUCGAGCAAGGCUCGCCGCGAACAUACAGAAGAUGCGGGCUACGGCAAGCGCUUUGCCCAGCAUGCCCCCGCUGACAAUCGCAAGCUUCUCGAGCAGCAUAAGACCAUAAACGACCAGCAGCGUCGCAUCACCGAGCUCGAGGAGGCAAACGAAGAAUCUGACCUAGCGCUCCACCUCGCAGAGGCGACAUGGGCGAAGGCGCACGUGGAGCGCGACGCCUCGAAAGCCAUGUGUGUAUCUCCGUGCCUAAGCAUCAUGGUUGAGGUCCAGUGUUGUGCUGACGCUGACAACUAUAGGUUGGUUGACCGUGAAGCGCACAUCAUCCGUCUUACCGAGCAGAUCCGCGGGCUGACAAGCAUCGCUGGAGCGUCCAACGCUGCCGUUGGUGCCGCUCUCGAAGCUCAGGCGCAGCAAGACCUCACGCUUGUGAAGCGCCUGCAGGCCGACCUUGCCGCUCGCGACGCUACCAUAGAUGAUCUGCAAGGCUCAAAGGCCGAUUCUAUCCGCAAUUUGCAAGACAAGCACGAGGCAUUAUUGCAGAACUACGGCGCUGUAAAGCAAGAUUUCGAGCAGUUUUGCCGCGAAAGUAAGCGCGAUUUCAAUGUGUACAUGUCCUCGGCUGAGGAGCAGUUGCGCAAUCUCGAGGAGAGGCAAGAGGCGUUAAUGAAGAAGCACAGCCAAGUCAAGCAGGAUCUUGAGCUCAAGCUUCGAGGUGCAGAGGAGCGUGUCAUUGACGCGAAAACGCGCGGAGACAGUGCUCUUGCAGAGAAGACGUCUGAGCUGAAGGUCAUCUUGGAUGACCAGCAAAAACUGAUCGAGAAGCUGCUGGCCGCGAACAGGGCGUAG
Baudoinia panamericana UAMH 10762 is the source of this 1200-nucleotide messenger RNA. RefSeq lists its product as uncharacterized. The coding region runs from base 1 to 1200 and encodes 399 amino acids. The transcript has 2 exons. The record is from RefSeq and is a predicted model, not a curated record. NCBI's taxonomy places the organism in Eukaryota, Fungi, Ascomycota, Dothideomycetes, Mycosphaerellales, Teratosphaeriaceae.